UCCGGCCCUCACUCGGCUCCUGGCCCCACCCGUGCGUGGUGCCCUCGGGAACCCUCGGCUGGAGGGACUCGCUCUCCCGCCGAGCCCGGUCGGGGCAGAGCCCGGCCUGCAGCUGCGAGGACCGGAGCGGCGGGAGGUGGCGCCUCUGGCCUGGAGCCGGGAUUCGCGGCCAUGACAGUGUCGGCCCGCGCCUUCUGGCUGCUCCGCGGCCGCCUGGGCCGAGUGUCGGCGCUGGGCCGGAGCGCGGUGUCGCUCUUGGCGGCGCCGGGAACGGCCGGGCGCGCGUUGCGGGGCUUUCGGAGCAGCGGCUUGAGGCAUGACGCAAUUAUUAUCUCAGGAACUGAAAUGGCCAAACAAAUCCAGAAAGAAAUACAGCGAGGUGUGGAAUCUUGGAUUUCCCUUGGGAAUGGAAGACCUCACCUCAGUAUCAUUUUAGUGGGUGAUAACCCAGCAAGCCACACAUACGUCAGGAAGAAGGUCAAAGCCGCUGCUGCUGUAGGUAUCUGUAGUGAGAUCAUUCUAAAACCGAAGGAUGUUUCUCAGGAAGAACUUUUGGAUAUAACCGAUCAAUUGAACAUGGACCCAAGAGUCAGUGGUAUAUUAAUUCAGUUGCCACUGCCAGACCAUGUGGAUGAGAGGACAGUAUGUAAUGGAAUUGCCCCGGAAAAAGACGUAGAUGGAUUUCAUAUUAUUAACAUUGGAAGACUAUGCCUGGACCAGCAUUCUCUCAUACCUGCCACUGCUAGUGCUGUUUGGGAAAUUAUCCAACGAACAGGAAUUGAAACAUUUGGAAAAAAUGUGGUUGUGGCUGGAAGAUCCAAGAAUGCAGGGAUGCCCAUCGCCAUGCUUUUGCACACUGAUGGAGAGCACGAACGGCCAGGAGGUGAUGCAACUGUGACAAUAGCUCACAGAUAUACUCCCAAAGAACAACUGAAGAUCCAUACUCUGCUGGCAGAUGUUAUCGUAGUAGCUGCAGGUAUUCCAAAGUUGAUUACAUCUGAUAUGGUUAAAGAAGGUGCUGCUGUAAUUGAUGUGGGUAUCAACUAUGUCCAUGACCCAAUGACCGGAAAGACAAAAUUAGUUGGAGACGUGGACUUUGAAGCUGUUAAGAAGAAGGCUAGCUUUAUCACUCCAGUUCCAGGAGGCGUGGGACCCAUGACAGUGGCAAUGCUUCUCAAGAACACCCUUCUGGCAGCUAAAAAAAUCAUUUACUAGAUCACAUGAAAGAAUAAAGCAAACUGAAGUCAUGCUACGUAUCUAUUUGACAAAAGGCAAAAACCUUUAUAUUUUACUACAAAGCUAUUUCUACAUUGUAUUUAUUUUUUCACAGAUGGAAUCACUGUGGAUCAGAUGAUUCACACAAUCUUAUGCAUUUCCUGCUAAUAAUUACUGAAUAUUUUGAGUGGAUAUUGAGUUUUAGGAAAAAAAAAACAAAACAACUGCAAUGAAAACUUUGGUAACAAUUGUUUAUUUUGUGACUAAUAUUUGUUCAUAAUGUUAAAACUAAUACAGGGCUCAUAAUAAGUGCAUAUAUUUUUGACACAAAUAUCACAAAUAGUGUGUUUUCAACAAACAUUUUGUCAGACAAAUAAGCUCCCUUGUAAAAUGUAAUUUAGGUUUUGCCAUAAUCAUGCCCAAUUUUUAUAUAUUUUACGUACUAUAUCAUAUGAUGAAAAAGAGUUUAUUUGCUAAAGGAAAGAUAAAAUAUUAAAAAUAAACUUUUGAUCUCAUAUACUUCCCAAAUGCAUCCUACGAGGCAUACUAAUGAGAAAUGAUGCUCCAUUCAAGGAAAGAAAAACAUGCAAGGAAGGCAAAAAAUGCAGUGCUACUUGGAAAGGUACUGAUUAUUUCAAGUGGUGAAUUACUAAUUGCCAAGUAAAAAUGCAAUAAGAAUGUGUUAGGUUUACAUGUAAUUUCUUUGUUCUUCUAGAAAAAUAUUUGGACAAUACCUUCCUUGAAGAAUAAUGGAAACUCCAAAACCAAACAAAUAUACAGAACAAAACUAAGGUUGUAUUUUCCCACAAAUAUCAGGAAAAUACAAUAUAGUAUGAAUGAGGACUUCAUUAAAGAAUAGAAGUUAUGUUUGUUCACAAAUCUAGAAAUCUAAUAGAAAAAUAUCACACAACGUGCCCAAGCUAAGCCUUAGGAUAUGACUAAAAAUCUACUGCUUUGUUACUCACAGUUCUUCCCUCUUCUCUUAUAGCAUUUGGUUCUCAAAGUAGAUGCCAUGUUUCUAACACAAUUUAAAUUAGAAAAAACAUGUGACUGUCGGUUGAAGGCUAUUUUGAGACUACCCUGGGCAUAUAAUUGUAUUGCUUUCAGGCCCAAAUCCCAGUCUGUUUAUGUACCAGUAAUGAUUCUUACCCAAUGCAUGUCUUUAUUAGUGUAUACUCUUGAUCAUUUGUGUGAAAAUAGACUAGAUGUUUAUAAUUAAUAUUUCAACUGUAUAAUAAAACCAAUUUGGAAAGGAA
This is a messenger RNA of Balaenoptera acutorostrata (minke whale), 2471 nucleotides long. It is a transcript of the gene MTHFD2L, whose product is annotated as methylenetetrahydrofolate dehydrogenase (NADP+ dependent) 2 like. Gene Ontology annotation, cellular component: mitochondrion. The record is from RefSeq and is a predicted model, not a curated record. Bases 172 to 1215 code for a protein of 347 amino acids. Lineage: Eukaryota; Metazoa; Chordata; Mammalia; Artiodactyla; Balaenopteridae. Gene Ontology annotation, biological process: tetrahydrofolate interconversion. The transcript is spliced from 8 exons. Gene Ontology annotation, molecular function: methenyltetrahydrofolate cyclohydrolase activity; methylenetetrahydrofolate dehydrogenase (NADP+) activity; methylenetetrahydrofolate dehydrogenase (NAD+) activity.